AUGGAAUAUAAUCAAGACAUACAGAUUAGGACAAGUAAAAGCAGACAACCUGACCAUCUGAAAAAACAAGUGAAUAACAUAUUAUUAGAUAACUUUGACUAUCCUGAGGAUGCAACUGAUGAGGAGCAAGAAGACUUACCUUAUGAUGGAGACCUAGAAAGAACUUAUCAUCACAAUAAUGAAUCAAAUAAUUUGAAAGCCUGUGUUUCUGUAGAAAACAUUUCUGAUAAUUUCUUAAAUUUGACCUGUUCUGAAAUUAACAGAAGUUUAAAAGAAGAAAUAAAUUAUGAAACACAACAGCUAUCUCAAGAAAAGGUCUUCAGCCACCGUACACCCGCCACAAGAACAAAUGGAAUAAUGAUUGAAAUGGCAAUAGAAGCUCCUGUGAGUGGCAUGCCUUUGGAGACAGAAUUAUCAGUUGGAGCUUUUAGCAGCCUAGAUAGGAAGGAACAUUUCACCAACUCAAAAAUUUCUGAUGUUCUUUUGCGUCAUUUUUCCAAAGAAGAGUUAUCAAACACAAGCCAAUUAAUUGAUUGUGAAACUAUCCCGGAAACAUCCUUUACUGAAAGUGUUGAUGAAACUGUCCUCACUAAAACUAGGAUUUCAGAAUGCUCCAAGCGCACUUUACUAACAGAACAAUGGGCAGAGCAUUUUGAAGACUAUCAUUUAAACAGACAAGAAGAAAUAUCUGAAGAUGAUUACAAAGAUAAAAAUUUGCUAGAUGAAAAUAAAUUUGUUAUAGGUGACAGAGCUACUUCUUAUGGUGAUGAGAAAGACUGCAUACAAGAAAAUUCACAGUUGAUAGCUGAAAAUGAAGAUACAAAUAAUUUCCAAAACAUAAGAAAAAAUCACAGUCACCAAAAAGGUUUGUUUGAAAGAACAGGUUCAUCUCAUGAACUCAAAUAUGGUCAAGGCCAAGUUAAUUAUUGUCUUCCUGACUUCUCUAAAGUUGCUCCAAAAGUCAAAAUACCAAAAAGAAAUAACAGUGAUAAAUCAGCUCCCGUAAUUAAAAGAACCAAAUUCUCGCCUAAUUUGGUUGGUAAAUCAGCAAUUGUGAACAAUGUUUUAGAAACUAUGAAUUAUUUUGAUUCUGUUGAAGUAAAGAAUCAAGAAGAAGAAAUGAGAAUUCCUGAACUUUUACAACAGCUAGAGUUGCUGACAAAACAUGCUGAGGCUCAGAAUCGUAUUGAUCAUUUGAGGUUUGAUCCUAAGAUAUAUACUCAUUCAGCUUCUCCUAAUCCAAACCUUUCCAUUCACUCAAGAUGUAUGGGUGCAGCUUCUGAAGAGUCUAUAUUUCAUCCCCUUACUGUUCCUAUCCAGCCUCUGCUUGGUUUGUACCAAGCAUCUUUUUCAGGAUUACAAUCUGGGAGACUGAUUUCAUCAUUACCGUCAGCCAGUUCAGCAGGAGAAGUACACUGUUUAAAUCCUAACUUGAUGCAAAAUACAACAAAAGGAGAAAAGAUGUCUCAAAUGCUAAAGGAGCAGGCAGAGCAACUGAAAGCUAAAGUGGAAGAAUUUUCUAAAUGUGUAAUGCAGGAGGCCUUCCCUUUGCAAGAUCGCUGUCUGGUAUUAAAGGAACUAAAAGGAUACCUUGACACAUUGGAACGGAAAUAUUUAGCCACUAAGGAGGAGCAUCGUGGUUUACAGCUACAGAACUACAAUCACAAAUCCAUAAGUGUUGGCGAGUUUGAUCCCGACAGAAAGGUGGAGGGGGAAAUAUUUAGGCUUGGUAUGCUGCUUGAAGAUGUCAAAGAGAAAAUUGAUGACAAUAUAUGUAGUCCAUGUCCAUCUUCAUUCACAACAUCUCCUACAUCUCCUUCGCUCACUCCAUGUGAAUCUGUGUGUUCAUCCUGUUCUCGUCUUCGUGAGAGCUCUGUGGUUUCAAGCAUUAGUGAUCCUCCAGAAAGGUCUGCUACUGAAGUGAAUUUUCAUAAUAAUGAAAGGAACGAGGGAGAGAAUAGAAGUCAUGCAAUCGAUGUGAUCCCAAAGAAAACCAGUCAGCUUUCUUUACAAGAUGACAAUUGUGAUCCUUUUCCUAAAAUCCAAUUGGGAUUACAAAAAAGAGAUGCAUCUGCCUAUGUAAAAGGAAUGGAGCCCCUGGAAAAAGCAGGACUGCUAGCAAAUAAGCACUCUUCAGAUGUAAUGCAGUGCUUCCUUCCACCUGAGGCAGACAAUGGGUCUGGAGGCCUGGAAUCCCAAAGGCAGCUUAUAUUAAGUCAAAAACGUAACACUAAUCAAGAAAACCCAAAAGGGAGUUUAAACUUUUGGCAAAUGAAAUCUCCACCCAAAACCAAGUCUUACAAUAUGUGCAAUUUGGAACACAAAAUUAUUAAUCUAAAUGUGCAGCAAGAGCAAGGCAAUUUAGCACAUCCCUCAGAUCAUUGUUUUUGUGGAAGGGUAGAAAACUGUUCAAAUGCAUAUGAAGCUGCUCUAUAUCCCAAAUGGAAAAUACACUGGUCAAAAAAUGCAAACAAAGAACUUUGUUCCUGUUCUGUCAAUAGAAAUAAAAAGACAGAGGACAGAAAAACUGAUAGUGAAAAGUCAAAAUGUGGAAGGUAUUCAGUCUUCAUUCAGGAAAAAGCAGUGGAGCUAGAUUUGUCAGGCAGUGAUUCAGAAGACAUCUCAUUCUGUGAUUCCUUUCAUGAGUCACACAGUGAUGAAUUUCUGGAACACAAGACUAAAAAUUAUAAAUCACGUAGAGCAGGAUUAAAAGAACAAAGCAAAGCCUUACAAUACAGGGAUUGGAAUAUAAAUUUCUGCACUAGUUGUCAAAGAAACAAAUGCAGCAGGGAAUCUGACAAGAAUAAUAUUGCUUCUUCACAGAAGAAAAGAAUUUCCGCCAAUAGUGUUUGUACAAGUAAGCAACCAGAUCAAUUUGUAUACAGACUUUCUGACAAAGACAACUUAGAGACUCCCAAAACCUGCUACUCAAGGAUGCAUGAUACAGUUAUUCUUUCACCUCAAUACCUAGCCAGCAGGAAGGUUUAUGGAAGUAAAUCAAUGAUCAAUAUUAGAAACAGACACACCAGUUAUACUGACACAAAGAUUUUAAACUCUACUUUGGAUCAUGCAAUACAGACUGCAACCACUUUGAAGGAAACUACAGAACGAAUGGUACAAGUAGUUGCAGAAGAUCUAGCUAAAGUCAAAACUCAUCGAAGUAAGCAGUUUUUUAGCUGGUCUGUUUCAAACAUUUGA
This is a messenger RNA of Emys orbicularis (European pond turtle), 3198 nucleotides long. It is a transcript of the gene AKNAD1, whose product is annotated as AKNA domain containing 1. NCBI's taxonomy places the organism in Eukaryota, Metazoa, Chordata, Testudines, Emydidae. Bases 1 to 3198 code for a protein of 1065 amino acids. The transcript is spliced from 18 exons. The record is from RefSeq and is a predicted model, not a curated record.